Molecule: messenger RNA, 272 nt
Organism: Paramecium sonneborni
Lineage: Eukaryota; Ciliophora; Oligohymenophorea; Peniculida; Parameciidae
Source: the annotation of a GenBank genome assembly
AAUGACGAUUCAUACCAUUAUUAUAAUUUAUAAUAGUAAAUUAAAAAUAGCUCAUAAACUUUAAGGCUCUUAAAACUGUUUCUGCAUCCAUAAACAACAAUCCUACAGCUAUUUCUGAAAAAAUUAGAUCUUAUAUUUGCAGUAAACCUCGCAGAAGAUCAAAAUUGAAAAACAUCUCCUAGAAAACUAAAUCUACCCAAUCAAUAUUAGAUUAAUGUUUAUGUCUCUUAAAGUUUAAUUAUGGAGAUGGGCUAUAAUUUGAUAAAGAACAC